AUGUGGCCAAAUAUUAUUGCCAACGCUAAGGCUGGUGGGCUUAAUGUGAUUCAAACUUAUGUUUUCUGGAAUGGACAUGAACCCAUUCAAGGGCAGUAUAACUUUGAGGGAAGAUAUGAUUUGGUGAAGUUCAUUAAAUUGGUCCAGCAAAUGAGAAUGUAUGUAACACUCAGGAUUGGACCCUUCAUUCAAGCCGAAUGGAAUCAUGGUGGACUACCAGUCUGGCUAAGGGACAUUGAGAACAUUACCUUCCGGACUAACAACCCUCCCUUCAAGUACUACAUGGCGAAAUUUGUGAGAAAGAUUGUUGAUAUGAUGAAAGAAGAAAAGCUAUUUGCCUCACAGGGCGGGCCCAUCAUCUUAGCUCAAAUUGAAAAUGAGUACAACAUGGUGCAAGAUGCGUUCAAGGAAGGAGGCAAGAAGUACAUACGGUGGGCUUCUAACUUGGCCUUGAGCUCGGGGGCUGGAGUUCCAUGGAUGAUGUGCAAGCAGCAAGAUGCUCCUGGUCCAGUGAUCAAUGCCUGCAAUGGAAGGAACUGUGGUGACACCUGGAUUGGACCGAAUCAUCCAACUAAGCCUCUUGUCUGGUCUGAGAACUGGACAGCACAGUACCGUGUGUUUGGUGACCCACCAUCACAAAGAACAGUUGAGGAUCUUUCCUACUCAGUUGCUCGAUUCUUCUCCAAGAAUGGCACUCUUGUUAACUACUAUAUGUAUCAUGGAGGGACCAACUUUGGCAGGACUGGUUCUGCUUUUGUGGCAACACGGUACUAUGAUGAAGCACCUCUUGAUGAAUAUGGUUUGCCGAAGCAGCCCAAAUGGGGACACCUGAAGGACUUGCACCAAGCUUUGAAGCUAAGCAGGAAGGCAAUGCUCUGGGGCACUUAUAGUUUCCUGUCACAUCGAAAAGACUUUGAGGCUAGAGUUUAUGAGAUUCCAAAUAAGAAAGUGUGUGCCGCCUUCCUUACAAACACCCAUGCUACUAUAGAUACAACGGUUAAAUUUCGUGGUGUAGACUAUUUCCUACCUCACCGUUCCAUCAGCAUCCUCCCAGAUUGUAGGACUGUGGUUUUUAAUACUCAAAAGAUAAAUGCUCAACACAACUCGAGGAGCUUCACUCCAGUAGUUGAGGUCAGGAAGAAGAGAAAAUGGAAGAUGUAUAAAGAUUAUUUACCCAGAUAUCAAGAUCAAGGAAUUGUUCGUAACUAUGAACCCUUGGAACUAAUGAACAUGACCAAGGAUACCACUGAUUAUCUGUGGUAUACCACAAGCUUCCACAUUGAAGAAGAAGACUUGCCCAGAAGACAUGACAUUCGUCCCGUGCUCCAAGUGGCAAGCCUUGGCCAUGUUGUGCAUGCAUUUGUCAAUGGGAAGUACAUCGGAAAUGCACAUGGUAGCAAAAUUGAGAAAAGCUUUGUUUUCCAAAAGCCCAUAAAGCUGCAUUCUGGAAUCAACCACAUCGCUAUUCUUGCCUUGACAGUUGGUUUUCCUGAUAGCGGGCCUUAUCUGGAACAUAGAAUGGCUGGAAUUCACUCUGUGGCCAUCCAAGGUCUUAACACUGGAACCCUGGAUCUCACUAGCAAUGGAUGGGGACAUCAGGUUGGUCUUUUGGGAGAGAAGCUCCAAAUUUAUAGCCAGGAAGGUUCUUCUAAAGUUCAAUGGACUCAACCUGUGGGCAACACAGCUCUUGUUUGGUAUAAGAGAUACUUCAGUACUCCACUAGGUAAUGAUCCUGUUGUCCUGGACAUGAAGACCAUGGCCAAAGGUCUUGCUUGGGUUAAUGGGGAAUGUAUUGGUAGAUAUUGGGUUUCCAACACCUCCCCUCUUGGCACAGCCACACAGACACUCUACCACAUACCUCGUGAAUUCAUGAAGCCAAAGGGUAACCUUCUGGUUGUGUUUGAGGAAUCUGGUGGCAACCCCGAUGGGAUUCAAAUAUUGACUGUAAAGAGGGAUGAGAUCUGCACCUAUGUCUCUGAAUACCAUCGUUCAUGGUCAAGGAGGAAAGGGAAGGUCCUCUCUAUUGCGGAGGGUGUGAAGCCAGAGGCACAACUAAGCUGCCCCAACCAAAAGAUCAUCAAAUCUAUCACCUUUGCCAGCUUCGGCAACCCCACUGGAGUUUGUGGGAACUUCACCGUUGGAAACUGCCAUGCUCCACAAACCCAGGCCAUUGUUGAGAAGAUCUGUUUGGGUAGGAAUUCAUGUGUGAUUUCGGUGAAGGGAGAGGACUAUUUAGCAGAUGAAGAUUGCCCAGGAACGACGGACACGCUUGCAGUUCAGUUCACAGAUUUUCCAUCUGCAGCACCUGUUAAACAAGCUCCAAGAAGAAUAAGAUUGGAGAUAAAAGAACAGUAUAUUGCCAAAACGAAGAAACUCAUAGAGGCAGGCUUCAUCCGAGAUGAAAAAGUAUGCUGA
Molecule: messenger RNA, 2415 nt
Organism: Dendrobium catenatum
Lineage: Eukaryota; Viridiplantae; Streptophyta; Magnoliopsida; Asparagales; Orchidaceae
Product: beta-galactosidase 11-like
Exons: 19
Coding region: 1-2415 (804 amino acids)
Biological process (GO): carbohydrate metabolic process
Cellular component (GO): vacuole; cell wall
Molecular function (GO): beta-galactosidase activity; carbohydrate binding
Source: RefSeq, a predicted model, not a curated record